UUGUAACAAGGUCUCCAUCUAACCUUUCAGAGUUCAUGAUCUAUUUGAAAAGGUAGCUGCUUUCACUUUACUAUCGUGUUGUCCAGUGUUGUCCUAGUAUUAAAUAUUGAAAAAUAAAUGUUAAAGUUCUAGAUUUCUUAAAUAAAAUAAGGCACAAAAUGGCUCCUGUGCCUUUAGAAGGACAUCAAACCCCCGUUACAAAUAACAUCCCACAAGAAGGAAAUCGUGGUGGUUCUAUUUCCCUUGGCAUACUCAUUGAUUUUAUCAUACAACGUACUUACCAUGAACUCACAGUUCUGGCAGAAUUAUUACCUAGAAAAACUGACAUGGAACGUAAAAUAGAAAUUUACAACUUUUCGGCCAGAACAAGACAACUGUAUGUACGAUUACUUGCAUUGGUGAAAUGGGCUAACAGUGCUUCCAAAGUUGAUAAAUCAGCGCAUAUAAUGGCCUUCUUGGAUAAGCAAUCAUUGCUUUUUGUUGAUACAGCUGAUAUGCUUGCACGCAUGGCUCGGGAAACAUUAGUUCACGCUAGAUUACCCAAUUUUCAUAUACCUGCUGCAGUGGAAGUUUUGACAACUGGAACCUACAGUCGGUUACCGGCAUGCAUAAGAGAAAGAAUUGUUCCCCCAGAUCCAAUUACACCUGCUGAAAAAAGAACUACACUUCAAAGAUUGAACCAAGUCAUUCAACAUAGAUUAGUGACAGGCAAUCUUCUUCCACAGAUGCGUAAUUUAAAAAUCGAAGCGGGAAGAGUAACCUUCCUUGUGGAGCAAGAAUUUUCUGUGUCACUUACAGUUAUGGGAGAUGGUCCAGCUGUACCUUGGAGACUACUAGAAUUAGAAAUUUUGGUUUCGGAUAGGGAAACAGGAGAUGGAAAAUCUUUAGUGCAUCCCUUGCAAACACGAUAUGUGCAUCAAGUAGUUCAAUCAAGAUUGGCAGAGAGUUCAAAUCCAUUGUCUGAAGUGUAUCAUAUUUUACAUUAUUUCUGCCAGUCACUACAAUUAGAAGUACUCUACUCACAAACGCUGCGAUUAAUACGAGACAGAUUGGAUGAUCACAUUCAUGUAGACGAAUACACUCCAGGAAAAUGUUUGUCUGUAUCAUAUUGGAGGGAAUUAACUAAUAAGGAUCCUCGAUCAGAAUUAGGAUACAAGCUUACAGUGCAAGUAGAUCAACACGAUCCAGCCAGAUCUCUGGCUAUAGUGCAUGUUCCAUCUUUAGGCAGCAAGGAAAGUGAAAUAGCAGACAGAGCAAUCAGAUCAGACCAACUAUCAAUGGAAUGUUUGUUGGUGCAUACAAUUUAUGUGCGCACUAGAAGUAGAUUACUAGAUUUGAAACAAGAAUUGCAAACCAUGUUAAAAGAUGUUGAGUGCAGUUUAGCUGGUUCACCUGCAAUAUUGUCUGUUCCAAUUUUGCAACCUUGUUUAAGAGCGGAGCAUCUUUUAGUUACUGUUGACACUCACACUGGAAUGUUACAAUGUCAUGUACCUCAGUAUGACGCACCUUUGGUUCCUGAAUUGACUGUCAUCUUAAAUGGAGAUCACUCUCGACUGCCGACAUUAAUAUCGGAACUUAGGUUUUGGAUAACUCAAAGAAGAUGUGAAAAGACAUUGCAACAUCUUCCAGCAACUUCCCAUGAACGUUUGCCGAUCCUUCAUCAUCCUGAACAUCCAAUGUCGAAAAUUAGUAGACAUCGUAUGUUUGUCCAACUCCAUCGGCAUCCCACAGUGAUUUUAAUAGUAGCAUUUAAGGAAAAAGAAAGUUCACCAUGUGAAAUCGAAUGUUCGUUUUACCUUGCCGUGGUGAAACACACUUCUGUAGAGGAUGAUCCUCACGAUGAUAACAUUGAAACAGAGAUACCAAAAAUGUAUUUAAAGGUUCAAACUUUAAUCGAAUUCGACACUUUUGUUAUAACUCAUGGCCCUUUCACCAGUGUUGAUAACGAAGCCACUGAAGCGAACAACAGUAAACGCAGAAGUACAGGACCUAGUGGAAGGACUGAUGCAAGUGCUACGUUACAAAAUAGAAGGUCGAAGCAGCCUGCAUACUUUAUUCCAGAGCUGGCCCAUGUAGUUGCUCUUUGCGAUGAAAGAAUACCUUUUGUGACACUAGCGCAAGAAUUAACCAAAAGAGACAUAGCUCACCAAGGUCUUCAAGUGGAAGCAAAUGCUACUGCACUAGUCUUGAAGUUGGUUCAACUACCUGCUCCUUCUACUACAAUAAGUUCUAGUUGCGCGUGGCAUGCACUUCUCAAAAGAUUACUCAGUGUUUCGAUCAGAGUUCAGGGUAAGGGCAUGGCCAAAACUUGGAUGGCUGAGUUUGUGUUUUAUGGGAGUCCUUUAUCUAGUAAUCAUCCAAAGGAACAAGGUCUACGGAGACCAGUAUAUUUUCAGUAUGAAAUGGGAACUGCAGAUACCGUAUCACGUACAGUAGAGGCACUGCUUAAUGAUUGGGCACAAAUUGUACAUCUGUAUUCGAUAGUACAUGACUUAGCGGAGUAUUUUAAAAUGGAGAAAUACAAUCUACGUAAUAUGGUUAGUAUAAAAUCAUACAACUACAGUAAACUAGUUUUAGCGUAUGGUCCUAAUCGUGGAGCUACGGUUACUAUACAGUGGAAUACAAAUGAUAAAGCAUUUAAGUUAGUUUUUGGAAAAAGUCCAACGAGCACUGCAACUAAUGCUCAUUCAAUUAUGAAGGAACAGCUUGAAGCUCAUUUAAAUAGGCAUAGAAAUUUAGCGCAACUUAUACACAUUCUUCAUGAAACGCUUCAGCCACUUACAUCGAUUAGUAAACUUCCCAUGAUUCCACAGCUUUGCGUCUAUAAUUCGCGACCUCAAGUACCGGUACAAACUUUUACUAUUAUGCCACAGUGUGUCACCCUAGUAAGAAUUGCAUAUCAGGGUAUGUACUGUUUAGAGCUACGUUUACGAGGAGGUGGUUUAGUGAGCUUAAGAGACGGGGCAUAUAGUCGUUUUGAUAGGAGUUACGUUGUGGAUGAAUUUACACCGACGCAAGGCCUCAAGGCUUUUCUGUCCAAAUACGUAGACGAAAGUGCAGUAUUCCGAAGAAGGUCACAGUCAGAAGACGACAAUCCUCCUUCCCCUGUAACAAUGGAUAGUGACGGUGGUAGUGGAAGUGGAAAUGUAGGUUUCCUAAGUCACCAUAGAAGUGGACCGCAAUCACCUGCACAACAAAGAGAUGGCUUACGGUUUCAUCCACCUCUUACUCCACCUUCUGGUAGCAACCCUCAUACUCCGGCUAGUCCACAUACUACUAAUAUAUCACAGACAAACCAGCAUCAGAGUUUUGGAAGUAGUCCAGCUACUUCUUUCAAUUUGGCUUCACCGCCAUCUCUUCCACCCAAUACUCCAAAUAUGCUACCACAUCCUUCACCUGGUUCUGGAUUGGUUGCCAAUAGUCCUCUGAACCCAAUGCAUGUUCCUAGUCCAGCUGGUUUAAUGCCUACGUCUUCACCUGGACCUUGUAGUAAUGUUCAAGUUGGGCACUCCCCUGCAGGAUCCUUCAUGCAAACCGGACACAUAGAUGGAAGUCCUUUUCCAUCCUCACAAAGUAUGGCUUCCCCAGCAGCAUCUAACUGGCCAGGUUCUCCCAAUGUACCUAGACCGUCUCCAGCACGUCCUGCACAAAGUCCAGGACAUGCUGCAUUACAUAGCCCUCAAGCUUCAGAUCAUAAAACAGGAACACAUAUUUCGAGAGUACUUCCUCAACGUUCUUGGGCUGGUGCUGUACCCACGCUGCUCACUCAUGAAGCUUUAGAAUUACUCUGUUGUCCCUCUCCGCAUCCCUCUGGACUUCCCGGACCAGAUUUGUCUCCACUAGAAAGAUUUCUAGGAUGUAUCUACAUGCGUAGACAGUUCCAACGAUUCAUACAGACAGAUGAUUGCUUAACAGCAAUUAAUAGCACAGAACCAGGAGUUGUACAGUUUAAGGUAGAAAGUUUGCAGUGCCGAGUUGGUUUAAAUCCACAACACUUGCAGUCUCUUCACAUAAAAGUACAACCUCUUCCGGAACAUAAAGAUCAGUGGACACUUGAAGAGUUACAAAUUAUAGAAAAAUUCUUUGAUACAAGAGCGGCAGCUCCACCAUACAAACCGAAUACUCUUUCUGGGUUUGGUAGAAUGUUGAAUGUUCCGUUUAAUGUGUUAAAAGAUUUUGUACAAAUAAUGAAACUGGAACUAGUACCUGGGUUAGUGCAACAACAGCAACUGAAAUGGAACGUACAGUGGUGCUUAAGGAUUCCUCCUUCCGGUACUCCGAUAGUACCCACUGGUAUGGCGGCCGUGCUUGUUUGUAGGAAUAAAAUCCUCUUUUUCUUGCAAAUAACAAGGAUUGGAUUACCAUAUCAAGGAGAAACACCUUCUCUAGUUUUACCAUUAGUUUACGAUGUUAGUACGAAUCUGACACAAUUGGCAGAAAAAAGAGAUCCUAGUCCAGCUUCCGCAAUGGCUGCAGCAUCCCUCCAAUUGAAAAGAUUUGCUGAAUACGGUGCGAAUCAGUCCGAAUGUUCUCUUUUUCCUGCUGUCAGAGACUUGUUAGCUAAUUUAACUCUUCCAUCAGAGCCACCGGUCAUGUCUCAGGUGGUUCCAUCACCAGCUGGUGGACAAGUAACACCAACACAACAAAUCCAAAGUCCUGCAAUGCAAUUACAUUCCCCUAUGGCUGGAAAUCAAGGUCCCCCGCAAGGUCCAUAUGGAAUUCAAGGUAUGCCACCAAUGGGAAUAAUGGGUGGACCACCUCAAUAGGAUCUACUUUACUCUCCUAACCCCCUUUGUUUGCCAAAUCAGUCGACUUGGAUCAACUGAGUUGUAUCACAAUGUCUGUUGUGUAAGUAGACUGCGUACCACUUCAACGGACUAUUUCGGGGUAUUUUAGGAGAGUAAUUUAAAAAAAAAACAUUGUUUUGUACAAAAUGAAAUUACGAUCAUUGCAAUUGUAAAAAGUAGUUAAGCAAAAAUUUCGUUAUAAAAACUUGUACACAUGACAGGAAUCGUGUUUUAGAAUAAUUUAAGGAUAGAAGGACCAAGCUUCUCACCCUAACUGUAAUUUAUUAAAUUAAUAAAAUUUACACUUAAGAUAAUCCAUCUAUCCUUUAAUUAUCUAAUAUUAUUGCAUAGUAAUGCGUUUUACUUUAAUGUCAA
This is a messenger RNA of Dufourea novaeangliae, 5162 nucleotides long. RefSeq names its product mediator of RNA polymerase II transcription subunit 14 (gene MED14). The record is from RefSeq and is a predicted model, not a curated record. Gene Ontology annotation, biological process: regulation of transcription by RNA polymerase II. The coding region runs from base 159 to 4766 and encodes 1535 amino acids. Lineage: Eukaryota; Metazoa; Arthropoda; Insecta; Hymenoptera; Halictidae. The transcript is spliced from 19 exons. Gene Ontology annotation, cellular component: mediator complex; core mediator complex. Gene Ontology annotation, molecular function: transcription coregulator activity.